AUGUCGGACGUUCAUUUACUCGUUUUCGGAGACCAAACUGAGACAGCGAUUCCUAUGGAUGAGCUUCUACAGUACUCCCAUAAAUCCAAAUAUAUAAGCAAAUAUCUUCAAGAUUCAUUCGUCGCAGUACAAAAUGCUUUGGACAGCUUAAGUGAUGCUGAAAAAGAACGAUUCAAGUUUGAUUCGUUUCAGAGCCUCGCAGAAAAAGUGAGGUCGGAGAAAACGCCGGAUAUAGUGUUACGCACCCUCAUUCUAUGCGUUGCGCAACUUGGAUCUCUUAUAUUUACUCUGGAGAACGACUCUGAUCUUCGAGACUCAUGGGCUUCACAAAAUAUCAUGAUUGUCGCCUCUUGUGCGGGCCAGGUUCCAGCCGCUGCAGCGGCAAGUACUCAUUCGCUUGAUGAUUUGGUUGCAGUGGCGCCCGAGAUUGUUGCUAUCUCACUGCGAGUUGGACUUGAUGUAGAUCGUCGAAGUGCUGCCCUUAGCGAUGACCGGAAUGGAAGCUGGGCGCGCGCGGUGAUUGGUGUUUCCGGGGCCGAUGCUCAGGCAUCCAUUGACGAAUUUCACAAAGCCCAAGGCACGCCUGGAAGCAGGAUACCUUAUGUUGGCGCAACAUCUGCCUGGGCAACUACGAUAUUCGGUCCACCUGCUACACUUGAAUCAUUCUUCUCUUCAAACCCAUUUGGGACACAAAGAGUUAUCGAGUUACCUGUCGCUGCUGUCUUUCAUGCUGCAAGCUUUGACAGGCCCGACACCACAAAGAUAACCGGUUCAGCUAACAUACUUCAACAGUAUUGGUUGAAAGAUGUUUGCUUUCUUUCCAGCGAAGAUGGAGUAGCUUUCAAACCGCAACGACUUGAUACUCUUGUAUCUGAAGCUGAGUUAAACAUGCUGAACAGAAUGACUGACAAUGAAAAAGUUUUCAACGCGGUGAAACUAAGGAUAAAAGAUCAGCAGGUUGCCAUUACGCCUAUCGUCGCAACUAAAGUUUCUGAACGCUUGAAAAAGGCGUUAGGAGAGUCUAACGCUACUGUCCGAACUGAGCUUCUAGUCGGUGGAUUGUAA
Messenger RNA from Trichoderma gamsii, 1065 nucleotides. Its product is annotated as conidial yellow pigment biosynthesis polyketide synthase. The record is from RefSeq and is a predicted model, not a curated record. Gene Ontology annotation, molecular function: transferase activity. Bases 1 to 1065 code for a protein of 354 amino acids. Lineage: Eukaryota; Fungi; Ascomycota; Sordariomycetes; Hypocreales; Hypocreaceae. The transcript is spliced from 3 exons.